CCAAUUAACACUUAACAGUUCUUUCCACCCAGCCUAUGACCCUAUGCUAUGGUUCUCUUCAAAGCUGCCCUUUCGUCUGCCAUUUCAACUCUCUUUCCAAUCCCAUUAUCCAUUUCUUUCUCCAAUUAAUGCUAAUAUUAAUCCAAUGAAGAAAACCCAUCGCCGUAAAAAUGAUUCAAAUCACAAAAUUACUGUCCAAAAAAUUGCCACCAAAACCAAAGCUUCAUCAUCCAAAACAACAACAGUUAAAGUAAAAAACAAGCACAAAUCAAAAGAUACAAAACCCAACUCAGAAUCUCCAGAAAACCUCCCAAUACCUCAAAUUAACACUGCCCUUUUAACUUUCUUGAAUAAAUUUCCAAUCUUGACCCAAAUUUUUUACCAAAUUGAUGCACUUGAUCUUGCCCCUCGUUUGCUUGGCAAGUUCCUUAGGAGGGAUGAUGUUGUUCUUCAGAUAACUGAGGUGGAAGCUUAUAGGCCAAAUGAUUCAGCUUGUCAUGGUCGAUUUGGGAAAACUGCUAGGACUGCCCCUGUUUUUGGUCCUGGUGGUCAUGCAUAUGUCUACCUCUGCUACGGUCUCCACAUGAUGCUCAAUGUUGUAGCAGACAAGGACGGAGUUGGAGCAGCUGUUUUGAUUCGUUCCUGCGCUCCCAUCAGUGGUUUGGGUACUAUUCAGCAGUGUCGGGGUUUAAAAACUGAGAAGCCUGUACUUCUUGCAGGUCCUGGAAAGGUUGGUCAAGCAUUAGGACUAUCAACUGAGUGGUCUAGCCAUGCUCUAUACACUCCCGGCGGUUUAGAACUCUUAGAUGGGCCAGAACCAGAACAUAUACUUGUUGGUCCAAGAAUUGGUAUUGAGUAUGCUUUGCCAGAGCAUGUUAAUGCAUUAUGGAGAUUUGCAAUCGCUGGUUCUUCAUGGAUCAGCGCCCCUAAAAAGACUCUCAGACCUCUUUAGCACAUCAACAGGCGCCAUGCAUCCGCUUCCCCCCACCAGGCCAAGGUGGGAGAGGGGAGCAGAAAGUGAGAAAAUAAUCAAACUGUUGUUGAUAAGUGUACGGGAUGUAUAGUCCAUUCUCCCAGUUUACUCCCUUUUUGUGUAUAUUUUGGUUGAUUUAGCAUACAUCUGAGUCAUGUUCUUGGUUAUGUGGCAUGCAAAUAUGAAAUAUGCCACAUUGUGUUGGAUUAAUCUUUCCUAAUUAGCACAAAGAAAUAGAUAAGUCGAAUUCAUAAUGA
Molecule: messenger RNA, 1230 nt
Organism: Lycium ferocissimum
Lineage: Eukaryota; Viridiplantae; Streptophyta; Magnoliopsida; Solanales; Solanaceae
Product: DNA-3-methyladenine glycosylase
Exons: 6
Coding region: 44-952 (302 amino acids)
Biological process (GO): base-excision repair
Molecular function (GO): alkylbase DNA N-glycosylase activity; DNA binding
Source: RefSeq, a predicted model, not a curated record